ACUUCCGUCGUCUUGCGGGGGCGCUCGUACGUUGCUUUCUUUAACAAAAUGCCUUCCGUCGAAGUCAAGCAGGAAAACAUGGCUUCUGAGAACGCCGAUCCCUUCCAAAAGGCUAUGACAUAUCUUAAAUUCAAGAUCAAGAAUAUGGAGCAGCGUAAAAAAAACCUGACGGCCAUAAAGGAGAAGCUGGACGCUGGCCUGGAGAAGCAGCUGGAGGUGGAGCAGGUGCAGGCGGCCGCCAAGCUGCCCGAGGUGGCCGGCAACAUCACCUUCCUGGAGCAGACGCUGGCGCGCCUGCAGACCCACCACGACGAGCACGCCAAGCUCGACCGGCAGCGCAAACAGGCCGCCAAACAGGAGCGGCUGCAGCACGACCUGGAGCGCGUGCGGCGCAUCCUGAUGCUCCAGGACACACUGAUGGGCAUCGAUGACCGUGUGCGAGAGGACCUGCUGGCGGGCGCGCGCGGCGCCCCGCAGCUGAGCGACGCGGCGCUGCAGCAGAUCGACACCAUCUUCAAGCUGGUCACCCCCAGCCGCGAGGACACGGACGUGCCGUUCAAGGACCAGCUGUCCACGGCUGCCGAGCACCUGCUCAGGCUGGCCGACCGGUCGCAAAAGAAAAUAUCCGGCACCACCUACGAGGCGCUGGCCAAGACACUGGAGGCCGUGUUCGAGAGCGGCGUGCUGAGCGAACCGGAGCCGGAGGCCGAGCCGGAGCCGGAGCCGGAGCCAGAGCCGGAGCCGGAGAACGGGCUGCAGCCGGAGGGCGCGGCGCCGGCCGUCCCCGAGGCGGCGGCCGCUGAGCCGCCGGAGCCGGCCGCCGCCGAGCCGCCGGCCGGGCAGGUGGCGCUGGCGCCGGGCCCGGCGCCCGGCUCGGCCGGCGACUCGCCGCCCUACCCGCAGGAGGUGCUGCUGCACCCUGCCGCCGCCGCGCCGCCGGCCGGCCUGGUGCCCGUGCCGAUGCCGGUGCCGGUGGCGGCGCCGGCGCCACCACCGCAGCCCAGCAUCAACUUCCUGCAGGAAUCUGAGCUGCUGCGGCCGGCCGAGCCGGCAGCCGUGGAGCCGGCCGCCGUGCGCUUCCCGGCGGCCGAGUACCACGCCAUCCCGUCGCAGACGUUCACCAACACCAACUUCGCCGGCCUGCCGGCGGCGGCAGCACUCUCCGAGCUGGCCGCCGCCAACGCCGUGUACGCCGGCGCAGUGGUGGACACCACGCCCAACCCGCCGCCGCCCAUCCCGCUGCCGAACCACGAGCCGGCGGCGCCACCUGGGGCGACGGCGAGCGCGACACCGAGAUCGGCCAGUGGGACGGCGGCGCCUCGCAGACCUGGGACAACGGCAAAACGGACACCUGGGAGAACGGCGGCGACAGCCACUGGGGCGGAGCAGACGGUCGGCGAGGCGGCUACCGGGGCGGCCGCGGAGGCGCCAGGAGUCGCGGACCCUCCAACGGCUUCGGCGCCCGCGGCCGGGGCGGCUACGACCGUCCUCCGCGCUCCAGCCGAGGCGGCUACGGCGAGCAGAGACGCGCAGAGCGGGCGGGCCCGAGCCGCGGCGGCCCGGCCGGCGCCGAGCGGCCCUACCGCGCCGGCCGUGGCGGCCCGGCCGGCGGCGCGCGCGGGGCGCCGCGCGGGGCUCGCGGCGGCCCGGCGCGGCCGCAGUAGCGCGGCGCCCACUGUGCGGUGUUGCGAUAUACGGACCAGAGAGCCGCCGGCGCCGGCGGAGAGCGCCGCCGCCCGGCACCGGCCGACGCGCAGCCAACUUGUACUCCUCAUUCGGUUUCAUGUCUUUAUUUGUCUUUCACAUCUGCUGGCUAGCCAAGCGUGCCGCCUUUGUACCGAUUUAGGGCGGCUGUGUCCGGCGCGGCGCCGACUCCGCCGGCCGGCCGGCUCAGCAUUCCCGGCGGCGCGCCGGUCGCCUGGCCCGACCCGGCCGGCCGCCCGGCACCUGUACCAGGGCAUUGGCUGCGGACCGGCCCACGAUGGGCCGCUGCCGCAUCUCCGUCUCCGGCGCCCGGCCCCGUGGGUGCCGCCCCAGACAUACCACGAGCGUUUGUGGUAAUAUUGACAGUUGUGUGAGACUCGUAAGAAAAUAAAUACCUUUACUGAG
Amphibalanus amphitrite is the source of this 2109-nucleotide messenger RNA. Its product is annotated as translation initiation factor IF-2-like. NCBI's taxonomy places the organism in Eukaryota, Metazoa, Arthropoda, Thecostraca, Balanomorpha, Balanidae. The record is from RefSeq and is a predicted model, not a curated record. Gene Ontology annotation, cellular component: cytoplasm. Gene Ontology annotation, molecular function: RNA binding. The transcript has 6 exons. The coding region runs from base 49 to 2061 and encodes 670 amino acids.